GUAUCAUAAAAAAAGUCCACUUUAUGUCAGUUCUGGAUUGGUAGUGAUUUUUGUUGAUUCUGAGUGUUCAGAACUAAACCAUAACCGAUUUAGACGCAAGCAUUCCAGUGUCUUAAGGGAUCUCGAACCUAAGAUAGGUGUAAAGGAAAGCAAACCCCUGUUUGUUUAUAUUGGAAGUAAUAGAUACGAAUACAUGCAAGGGAAACUUGUUCCCGAAAAUGAUGAUAGUCACCUACCCAGCCCUACAGAGUGUUGCUCGACUGUUUUACUGGAAGAAGGUGAGAGGAACACUAAAGCAGUUGGAAUUCUAAACUUUGAGGUUAAUGAGCAGCAGCUUAUAUGUGAUCCAGUUUGGUUCAAGAAAUCAAGAGUAGAAGACAUCUUAGGUUUACCUGACAAACCAACCAUCGAAAAAGAAGAAGGUGAGGUGAAUGUGGAGUUCACUCUAACUUGGUUAGCACCAAAUACAAACUUCACCGAUGUCAGCCCUGAAUACCGUCUGGAAUGGAAGAAACCCUAAUUGACAGGAUCCAGCAAACUUUGUCAACAAGGAAACACUUAUGAGACCCACUUCAAAAUUACCAAUCUUGAGGUUAACUCAGAGUAUGAAGUGUCGAAACUCUUCGCCUUCAACAGAUAUGGAGAAAGUGAACCAGAGGUCAUAAACUUUAAGACAAAGACUGGUGUGUACCUAAUUAAUUUCAUUUGAUUUAACAUUUGCCACUUCAUUUCAGAACUUUUUGUUUAUUGUAGCACAUGAAUCAUCUUUCUAAUGGAGACCAUGUAAUCUGUAUGAAAAAAAUG
This is a messenger RNA of Stylophora pistillata, 804 nucleotides long. Its product is annotated as twitchin. Gene Ontology annotation, molecular function: protein binding. Lineage: Eukaryota; Metazoa; Cnidaria; Anthozoa; Scleractinia; Pocilloporidae. The record is from RefSeq and is a predicted model, not a curated record.